Molecule: messenger RNA, 753 nt
Organism: Diachasmimorpha longicaudata
Lineage: Eukaryota; Metazoa; Arthropoda; Insecta; Hymenoptera; Braconidae
Product: ATP synthase subunit d, mitochondrial-like
Exons: 3
Coding region: 86-604 (172 amino acids)
Biological process (GO): proton motive force-driven ATP synthesis
Molecular function (GO): proton-transporting ATP synthase activity, rotational mechanism
Source: RefSeq, a predicted model, not a curated record
GCCAUUGUUCUGGGACUGUCCUCAAUCAAUCCACCGAAGAUUGUGGGAGUUUGCGGAUUAUUUUCUAUCAUUUUAAUUCAAGAAAAUGGCAGGACGAAGGGCCAUCAAGUCUAUUGACUGGAGUGCAAUUACUGCACGUCUUUCCGAAGCCGAUAAACCCAUUUUCACAGCCUUCAAAGCAAAAUCCGAUGGUUUCCUCCGACGAAUGGAAGAGUUCCCUGAGAGUGUCCCAGCAAUCGACUGGGCACACUACAAGAAAACUAUCACUGGUCCGAUGGUUGAUACCUUCCAGAGAGAAUAUGAGAACCUGAAGGUGCCCUACCCAGCUGACACCUACACCGCAAUCAUUGAUCAACAAGCACAAGUAGCUGAACAAAAAGUGAAGGACUUUAUACAAGAAGCUGAUAAGCAAAUCGCGGAGUACCAGUCUGAGAUUACUCGUGUCGAGGGCCUUAUUCCAUUUGAAAAAAUGACGAUGGAAGAUUUUGCUAUGACUUAUCCAGAUGAGGCCUGGAGUCCAGACAAACCAACACUCUGGCCACAUAUUAAAGAGUACCAGCCCGGUGAUGAGCCAGAGAAAAUACCUGAGCCAGAGGAGCAUUAAAUUAUCAUUGUACAUUGUAGUAAAGCGGAUUCCGAGGAAUAAUCGUGUAAAAUUAUGUCAUUCAGAACAAUGUAUAAUUCAGGCCAGUUUGUAACUGGUAAUUUUCCGAAUUCAUAUUGAAGAAUAAAGUCAUGGUAAUAUACUAGCAA